Molecule: messenger RNA, 4227 nt
Organism: Hemibagrus wyckioides
Lineage: Eukaryota; Metazoa; Chordata; Actinopteri; Siluriformes; Bagridae
Product: cytochrome c
Exons: 3
Coding region: 164-478 (104 amino acids)
Biological process (GO): mitochondrial electron transport, cytochrome c to oxygen; mitochondrial electron transport, ubiquinol to cytochrome c
Cellular component (GO): mitochondrial intermembrane space
Molecular function (GO): electron transfer activity; heme binding
Source: RefSeq, a predicted model, not a curated record
UAGUGCGCGUCGUCUACGUAGGGCACGUAAGCGCUUUGUUGCGCGUCUUGACGUCAUCUUCACGAGCCUCUCAUAUCUAGUGACCUUUCUUAGCGCUCGUGCAGUAGUGUCCGGUGUCCGGAAGGUAUAAGAAGAAUCUAAACCUGCUUUUAAAAAGACCACUAUGGGUGACGUCGAAAAGGGAAAGAAGGUCUUCGUCCAGAAGUGCGCCCAGUGCCACACAGUUGAGAACGGCGGCAAGCACAAGGUCGGGCCCAAUCUCUGGGGUCUGUUCGGACGUAAGACGGGUCAGGCUGAGGGCUUUUCCUACACAGAUGCCAACAAGAGCAAAGGCAUUGUUUGGAGUGAGGAUACUCUGAUGGAGUACUUGGAGAACCCCAAGAAAUACAUUCCGGGCACGAAAAUGAUCUUCGCCGGCAUCAAGAAGAAGGGCGAGCGUGCAGACCUUAUCGCAUACUUGAAGUCUGCCACAUCGUAACACCGUUCUAUUCACAGAGGGCACGUAGAUAUUUAAAAUAAAACUUCUGUAACUUUUUUCUUUUUUGUCUUUUAACAAUACCUACUCGAACAAUGUAAGUCAUCACUAAACAUCCUGGACUGUUGAAUUCUGGACAUAGAGUCACGGUGCACCCGCUGAUGCCCGACCGUCUCAGCAGUGCGAGUUCCUGUUGUCUUUUUUUGUCCCGGUGUUCACAGGAGCUGUACGCUGGUUAAUUUAAUUGUAAAGUCUGUAUAUGGAUUGAGUUACUCUGUGACAGCCAAUGUUGAUGUGCUUAGCGGUUGUUAUGGUAACCUAUGUACCAGAUGGAAUUAAAGCCCAAUAAUAAAUGUAAAAAAAAAAUCUCCCUUUCCUGCUUUGUGCAUACGUCUGUAGAGGACUUCUGCAAUAAAAGGGAUCCCAUAUAACCGUAAAGUUUUGUAUGACACACUGAUAUCCGCCUUGUGUUCUUUAUCUACAGAAGACUGGAUGGUACAUUCUUAGAUAAAACACGUACAGCAGUGUCUUUCUAUCAGAAAGAGUUCCACUUUACGGUUUUGUUGCAUUACAGGAGUCUAUUAUCCAGUAAACUGAGACAAAUUAGCCCUAUUUUAAUUGGCCAGCAUAUAGUAGGUAUUAAUUAUGCAGACACGACAUGGAGCAUGUCAUCUCUAGUGACAUCACAGCUUUGAGCUGGCUGUAGAUCUACACAACAGUAUUUGUGUAGAUAUUUACAGUGAUGUACAGUCUUGAGCGUUCAUGACACCAAAUGGUUGAACAUAUACACCGAUCAGGCAUAACAUUAUGACCACUGAGAGGUGAAGUGAAUAAGACUGAUGAUCAUCUCAUCAUGGCACCUGUUAGUGGGUGGGAUAUAUUAGGCAGCAAGUCAACAUUUUGUCCUCAAAGUUGAUGUUAGAAGCAGGAAAAAUGGACAAGCCUAAGGAUUUGAGCGAAUUUUAUAAAGGGCCAAAUUGUGAUGGCGGAUAGACCACUGGAUCAGAGCAUCUCCAAAACUGCAGCUCUUGUGGGGUGUUCCCGGUCUGCAGUGGUCAGUAUCUAUCAAAAGUGGUCCAAGGAAGAAACAGUGGUGAACCGGCGACAGGGUCAUGGGUGGCUGAGGCUCAUUGAAGCACGUGGUGAGUGAAGGCUGGCCCGUGUGAUCCGAUCCAACAGACGAGCUACUGUUGCUCAAAAGAAGUUAAUGCUGGUUCUGAUAGAAAGGUGUCAGAAUACACAGUGCAUUAUGGGUCAGGGCUGUUUUGGCAGCAAAAGAGGGAACAACACCAAUAUUAGGCAGGUGGUCAUAAUGUUAUACCUGACCAUUAUCAAAAUCUUUGAUAUUUGUGAUUUUGUCCUUCUAGAGCACUGACUAAAAAAAGCCUUCUUUCUAAAGAGCUGUCCAGUGUCCUGCUUUUCUUUAGUCAGUAAAAUUUGGAAGGUCAUUGCAAAAUUGUACCUUUGAUUUUUUGUUCUUUUAAUCAUCAUUAAAAGAACAAAAAAUCAAAGGUACAAUUUUGCAAUGACCUUCCAAAUUACAGGACAUGGUUAUGUCAGAGAUAAUGUACAAUGUGAAAUUAUUUAGGAAAGUGACAAUCCCAUGUAUCCCAUGUAACUUAUGAAAGUGGAUUGUUUAUAAUCAUAACCCCCCCUUUUUUUUUGAAGGGUUAAGGGUUUGAAGAAUGCCUACAUUUUAAAAGAAAAUCUAGUAUCCAUGCUAAUGAGGACAUUAAGCACAUUCUAAUCAUCAGCAUAAAUGAAUUAUUUAUUUUAAAUCUUUAAAGGGUUGUGCAUUCAAGGUGACCGUGUUAUCAUCACUGGAAGUAAAGAAAAGCAAAUGAGAGAACGUGUAUAUAUAUUUCCUCUUCCUGUCUUCUUCAGGUCAUAUGGAUGAUGAAACUUCCUGCUGAAUAUGUGACUAGUGCAAUAUUCUAGAUAUUUCUCAGGGAUGAGUGAGUCUGUUCGGGUGACAUGUUAGAGUGCUAUUUUCCUACCAUAAGAACAGCUUUAAGCAUAAGAUGUUGUUUCAAUACAAGAUGAAUAUGAUUUUUCUUUAAGUGUUUGAAUGAUUACAUAGAAAGGCAAACUAGAGUUACAGUGAGUUGAGACAGACACAAAUAUUGCUGUAAACUUUUUUAAGCUUUAAUUUAUUGAUCUGGAACAUGCACAUAUGGUGUUCUGGAUUAAAAAGACUUUUUUAUCUUUAGGUAAAUAUUUGUAAGAGUAAUAUCAGUGGGUGUCCACUCUGCUGCCGCUCAGCCUGUCUUAAUGAAACCUUAAACACAUUUUACAGACGUCCUUAUCAGUUGGAGUGAAUGAGCUCCGAGUCUCAGAUUGUAAAUUCCACAUCAAGGUUCCAAGUCCACUCAGCUUCCUGAUUGUAAAAACACUGAGCACAGCUGACCGGGCCAUAAAUCCCUGCUUUCUGCUGGACUGUAUCGACACCAAGUGGACAGGUGACUGUCCAAAAUCACAUCAAACCCUGUUUCCUUGUAAUAACUACAACUCACUGCAGUGCAUGAUGGGACUUCGGUGCAUUAUGAUUCUAUCAAUAUUCCUGCUAUAUUCUGUAUCCUUACAGACACAACAAACAGCACCGGCAUCAACGUUAUGUAUCUUAACCUAUUUACGAUUAAAGUCCAGUGCUGUUUCUCUUUACUCAGCACCUGCCAGAUGUUCGUCGCUCUUAAAGCAAAGCUCUGUAAUGCACUGACCACACAAUCACACGGUCAGAGUGGACCACAGAACUUUGCCUGAGGAGCCGUGUGUUCAGGUUGAGGUUAUACAUUAUCUCCAGUGUUACUAGAAGUGUAGCUAGUAGUGGUGUAGCGUGAGAAAACUAGCUAGCUUGCAACCAUCUGGUGAUCCAUGAUGUUGAAUAGCAAAACCUGCUUGUUAUAUUACGUACUAAAUGUACAUUUUCUACCACCUUGGCUAGCUACAGCCACGCUAGCUGUAGUUUAGUUAGCUGCUUAUUCUUAUUAGUGUGUAGUUUAACAACAGCUAGUUGUUUAUCAGAGCAGUAGUCUCGACAUUGCUUAAUGGCAGCUAAGUUAAUAGGGCAGAAUUCCUUUCUCAACACCGAUCACAACAUUUUUAAAAAUGUGACAUCAGGUUAUUAAUAUGUUGUAGAUUUGUAUUAGAAGCCUGCAGGGUUCAGUCAAGGUCUAGGGUCACUCACGUAGUCCCGUGGGUCCUGGGAAAAAACACAGAUGGCCAUUCCUGAUUUCAGUGAAGUGACGUUGCAGAAACACACAACUUAGUGACAAUGAACAAAAAAUAAGACAAACGUUACACAUAAUGGAUUUACACGUGAAAACAGUUUCAGUUCAUCGGCUAUGAAAUGUUUGUCAGUGAUAAGUCUCUGUGUUUGACAUUUCACCCUGAGCAUUAUGGGUCAUUUAACAAAAGCUAAGGAGUUUGGAGACGGUCAAAAUGUCAGUUCUAAACUAAUCAAACAUUCACGUUUUAUUCACGUUUUUAGAUUCUGAAAUGCAAACAACAAAUUUAUUUACUUCUUCCACCCUCAAAGGUACACAGAUGACCUUUAUGGUAUAUUCAACUACAUUAUACAUUAAAUAAAGUAGUCUACUGUCUUAUAUAAUCUUUACAUUUCAUGACUUGAUAGUCUUUUAUACUUUCUUUGUUUUACAAAGCAGUGAAUGAAUCCACCAACCUGUGACUGCUCACUCAAGUGUCCAGGGCUUUAAGCCUUUAAACGUGUACUGCAUCUCCUCCUCCUCCUCCUC